CCUCGGAAGAGUCAAGUAUUAACGUUUUUAGCCCGGGUAUGUUAUAUGACAGCGAUUCCUCGCAGGAGAACCAUGACAUGAGCGCCGAAAGAGCGGCAGGGCACGCCGGAUAUUCGAUGCUGCAUGGACGCAAGAGGUCUGCUAGUAGAGGCAGCAGGGGCGCGUUGGCAGAUAAAUGCAUGGACGAAAAGGAGUUACAAGAUUUACGGUUGAAGGUAAAUUCAAGGGAGCGGAAACGCAUGCAUGACUUGAACUCUGCCUUGGAUGGUCUGCGGGAAGUUAUGCCCUACGCGCACGGUCCGUCGGUGCGGAAACUUUCUAAGAUCGCUACGUUACUUCUCGCUAAGAACUAUAUAUUGAUGCUGACGAACUCUCUCGAAGAAAUGAAGAAACUUGUAAGUGACGUGUAUAAAUCUGACAGCAACCGCGGACAUCGUGUCUCAGCGCCGCCGCCGCCGUCAACAGUUCCGCCGCUACAACCGGUACCUUCACCGCCGCAGACGUCGUCGGCGUCCGCAAAUGCGCAUCCAUAUCCGGUGGUUCCGACUGCCACCCGUGUUUUUUCGAGUGCCACUUCUAUCGGAGAGCGGCCCUCGAGCAAGGAUUCCUUGUUCACGCCAGCUGCACUUAUUCACACUUCCGGUGCACAUGCGCAUGAGCAGCACUUGCUCCAUUCUCGCUGGCACGUGCCUUGUGCUUGCAGCCAGUGUUUAUAUUUACAUUCUCGGAGAAACCUGGCGACCGGAAUGCCGCAUCUGUACAAUCCUUACGCGAGAAAAGACUCGAGCCACACGUAAACCCUGUGAGUGCGACACUGUGAAUCAGACAAUGUGAUAUCAUUAAUCAAGAUAUAGAUUAUUGUGUUUUGUUAUGCCCAUUUCGCGAAGUGUUAGUUGAUAGUAUUCUUUGCAUCAUUUCGCUUUUAACCCAUGUAUGCCUAUCGUCUAGAAAAAGGCCUUAGCAAAAAGCGCCGACCCAGAUGAGAGGCCGCAUGAUACAUCUGGGUCUUCGCUGUUUGCAUAAAGGAAUUUCUGUAAGAAAUAUUUUAAAUAUAGAAAUAAAUAUACUAGACAUCCCUAAUUUUGGAAAUAAAUUGAUCCAAUUUAGAAGGAUAGGAGAGUCCACUAGGCAUAAAUGGGUUAAUUAUUACGCACUUAGAGCAUUAUGUUUCGUGACAAAGGGAAUUACCAUGAACAAGAUACGUCGUAUAUGUUACGAAACCAUCCGGUAUACUUUAGAAAACAUAUCACGUUUGGAUGCUUCAAUUAAUAAAUCACAUCUUUAAUUGAACUUGAAAUAAUUAUUAUACUGUUAAUUUAUUUAAUUUCAAUAAAUUACUUAGAAUAAAAUAA
This is a messenger RNA of Dreissena polymorpha, 1352 nucleotides long. Its product is annotated as oligodendrocyte transcription factor 2-like. The record is from RefSeq and is a predicted model, not a curated record. Gene Ontology annotation, molecular function: protein dimerization activity. NCBI's taxonomy places the organism in Eukaryota, Metazoa, Mollusca, Bivalvia, Myida, Dreissenidae. The coding region runs from base 39 to 797 and encodes 252 amino acids. The transcript has a single exon.